AUGAAACCCCUGUUAGUGUUUCCUGAAACUCCCGUAGAUGCGCACAAAAUCUCUAGUCAGCAUUCGAGCUUUGCCGAUAGCGUCUCCGACGAAGCUAAUUCGACGGCGGUUAACGAACUCCAACACACGAGCUUUGCCGAUAGCGUCUCCGACGAAGCUGAUUCGACGGCGGUUAACGAACUCCAGCACGCGAGCUUUGCCGAUAGCGUCUCCGACGAAGCUGAUUCGACGGGCAGUUAA
Messenger RNA from Linum tenue, 240 nucleotides. NCBI's taxonomy places the organism in Eukaryota, Viridiplantae, Streptophyta, Magnoliopsida, Malpighiales, Linaceae. The record is from the annotation of a GenBank genome assembly.